Molecule: messenger RNA, 1972 nt
Organism: Sinocyclocheilus rhinocerous
Lineage: Eukaryota; Metazoa; Chordata; Actinopteri; Cypriniformes; Cyprinidae
Product: galectin-3-like
Exons: 6
Coding region: 136-822 (228 amino acids)
Biological process (GO): monocyte chemotaxis; positive regulation of calcium ion import; neutrophil chemotaxis
Cellular component (GO): immunological synapse; nucleus; cytoplasm
Molecular function (GO): disaccharide binding; IgE binding; laminin binding
Source: RefSeq, a predicted model, not a curated record
UUCUCAGAAGAGUUGGGGAGGGUUUUCUGGGGUGUGAGAGUGUAUUUAUGAACUUCACCCGGAAUUCCUGUCUGUAUACCCACUGCUUCUACAGAACAGCACCAGUGUGACACCAACUGCACAAAUACAGAUAUUAUGGAUCUUUCAGAUGCCCUUGACUUCCCACAGCAAAAUAAUCAGCAGGCAGGAGGUCCAGUAUGGCCCGGCCAACCAGCCAACCCCACCUGGCCUGGUCAGCCUGCUAACCCCACCUGGCCUGGUCAGCCUGCUAACCCCACCUGGCCUGCGCAGCCAAACCAACCAGCAUGGCCUGGACAGCCUGGGCAGCCUACCGCUCCUGGGUGGCCUGGACCUGCACCACAAACCGGCCCUUAUGCUGCUCCUGGCCAAGCUCCAAGAGCACUAACUGUGCCAUUUGACCUGCCGCUACAAAGUGGAGCCUAUAACAAGAUGCUCAUCACCAUCGUUGGAGAGGUCAAACCUAAUGCUAAACAUUUCACAGUUAAUUUAAACAAAGGCAACGACAUUGUGUUUCAUCUAAACCCUCGCUUCAAUGAAGGCGGAAGGCAAGUGAUUGUACGAAACAGCAUGAUUGGAAACCAGUGGGGCAGAGAAGAGCGCGAGCUCCCCUCCUUCCCGUUUGUCCCAGGAAAGCCUUUUGAGCUGAAGAUCUUAUGCACUGACACUGAAUUCAGAGUGGCUGUGAACAAAGCGCACCUUCUGGAAUUCAAACAUCGGACCCGUGAGCUCAACCAGAUCAGAGCUCUUAGUAUCUUCAAUGAUGUCACCCUUAACUCUGUUAAUGUGGAGACACUGCAGUGAAAUCAUACUGCAGAUUCUGUCAUAGACAAGUCUUUUAACAAUGUUUUUUUUAACCUCCAACAAUCAUCUUUUUUUAAACACUGUGCUUGUCAGUAAGAUUUUAUAUUUACUACAGAUGUUAGUGAUAUGAAUUUGCAUGCAAAUCCUGUUUUUCUCAAUGCUGUAGUUAGCUUUGCCACCUCUAGGUGGGCCUGUUACUAUCCAGGAAGGGUUAGGUUGUGAUAUGGGUCAAUGAUGGGGUUUAAAGGAAAGAAAUAUUUAACAGAAAAUUAGCAAGAUGAAUUUUAUAUUGAUAUGCGAGAUAUAUGAUACUGAAGUACCAUUGAUUAUACACUUGCAAUGUCCGCUGCAUUUAUGAUGCUACUCAGAAUAAUGGUGGUGGUCAUAGUAGGGAAUGUGAUAUUGGCCAGUCAAGAAUAGUGCAUAAUUCAUGUGAAAUUAGAACUGGAAUAAAAUAGGAUACUAUGAACUGUAACCAGUGCCAAAAGAUGAUUCUUCUUGGUUUAAUGAUCCCAUGAUUAAAGAAACAAACAGAUGUAAACACUGAGUGGUGUGCAUGUAAUUACAAUCCUCUGUGAGACGUGUGUAUUACACUUUUACUGCCAGCUCCUAAUAUAAAUAAAAUAACAGCAGCGUAAACUGAAGUCAAGGCAGUGUUACAUUUUUAAUCAUGGAAACAGUCUGUCAGAGACGCACUGACAGAAAUCUAAUAGACCUGACCUCAAUUAUGCAGAGGUCUAUUUAUGUAGUGCCUAUAGCACCUGAUGACUCUUCAAAGAGUUGAACCCUGUUGCAACCCACAGAUGAAACCUCCAGCAUUGUAUAACUAAUGUGCACAAAAAAAAGAAUGUUCCAUUGUGUCGUGAUUGUGUUUCUGUGUAUUUUACAUCAUAAAAGCUAUAUUAACCCACUCAUAUUAUAUUACAUACAUAUAUAUAUAUAUAGUGUAUUUUCUGGUUUAAACUUAUCAGAAAAUGUGUGAGAUUCCUCAAAUAUGGUAUCCUUAUCUGUCCAAUAGGGUGAUUUUAAUGAUUUUUGUCAUCACUGAUUUUUGUGAUUCAAUGAUGGUUUGCUAUAGAUUUGUAUUGUUAAUUACUUAUAGAAACAGAAGCCCAAAAGAAUGCAAUUAGUAAACAAACCAAUAAAUAAC